AUGAGCAUAAAAGCUGUGCAUUUAAUUAGUCCCUCAAAAACUGUAGAAACGCUAAUUGAAUUUGUCAAACCAAUUCUCAGUGCAAAAUUAAGUCAACGUAUUCAAAUACACAAAGAUUUGAAAUCACUACACCAGGUUGUACAAAGAGAUGUGUUACCAGAAGAACUAGGCGGAAAUGAGAGAUCUAUUGCUAAAUUACACAAAGAGUGGGUAAAUGUUCUUAGUUCCAAGGAGUUUCAGGAGUAUUACAGCGAAAUGAAAACAGCUUCCACAAAUGAAAAGUACAGACUGACAAAUAAACUUAACGAAGAGUAUAUGGGAAUAGCAGGCACAUUUAAAACAUUAAAUAUAGAUUAG
Molecule: messenger RNA, 357 nt
Organism: Parnassius apollo (apollo)
Lineage: Eukaryota; Metazoa; Arthropoda; Insecta; Lepidoptera; Papilionidae
Source: the annotation of a GenBank genome assembly